Messenger RNA from Salvelinus sp. IW2-2015, 2895 nucleotides. The record is from RefSeq and is a predicted model, not a curated record. NCBI's taxonomy places the organism in Eukaryota, Metazoa, Chordata, Actinopteri, Salmoniformes, Salmonidae.
CAGACGAUGUCUUAUUGCACCCUGAUGUUGACCUGGUCUGCAUCUACAUCUCACCCCCACUCACACGGCAGAUUGCCGUCAAAGCUCUGGGUAAGACAACACAAAUGCACGCACGCACGCUUGUACACACACACACAGUUGGGUUCUAUGGUGUCCAGCCCCACCCAGGAGUGUGGCAGACUGGGGCUCUUUCCUGCUCCUGCCCCGUGGGAGAGUGUGGGUAAUCACAGUAACAAUCCCAGUGUUUACACCACAAACGUUGGCACAAUGCCUACACAACWCUCAGCAAACACAAAAUACUCUUAUUGUGCUUUCAUAGCACACAAGUAAUUGACGAGGCCGUAGGGAAGCAAUGCUUCCGCAAACUUACAUAAACAGUACAGUCUCUGAACACUGAUACUGGCUGCAUUCCUCUUCUAAUCUGUCUGGACUCAUACCUCGCAUACCUCUCCCCCCCCAUCUCUCUCCCUCUCCAUGGCUGAGGCUCUUUCACUGUAUUCUGAUUGAUUUACAAUAGUUGCCAAUAAACUUUAACUGAAUCGUGAGUUUUGAGGUACUAGUAGGUUAUGUCAGAGGAGGUGAAUUGACUGUCUUAUCUGGGUGAAUUCCUGAGUGUUGACCGUAGCUUCCUGCUUUAGUUCCUGCUUCCUGAGAGUGUCUCCACCAACCGGCAGGUCCCUCCCUGCUCUGGGGGAGGGACGUGCUCUUUGUGUGUGUGUGUGCGCGGCAGAGGGGUCUGGACAGUAUGUUCUUCCUCCUUCUGUGUCGGUYGAUUGUUGGAACCCCUUAGUUGGGUGGGGCUUUAAGGUCAGGGAUGAGGUUAUAUUUGCAUAUAGACACACACACAGUUAAUAAAUAGUGCCACAACCUACAUACACACAUGGUGGAUGUUGAAGCAUAGAGGUGCUUUCAGGAACAUCUCUCUCUUUCUCUCUCAGGGAUAGGUAAGAAUGUGGUAUGUGAGAAGGCUGCUACCGCUGUGGACGCGUUCAAGAUGGUGACUGCGGCGCGGUACUACCCCCAGUUGCUGAGCAUUGUGGGUAAUGCUCUGCGCUUCCUCCCAGCAUUCGUAGCAAUGCGGCAGCUGCUGGCAGAGGGAUACGUGGGUGAGCUGCAGGUGUGUGACGCCCGUGUCUAUGGCCCCAGUCUGCUCGAUCAAUCAUACGGCUGGACCUGCGAGGAGCUGAUGGGGGGUGGCGGGCUCCACACAGUUGGCUCUACCCUCGUGGACCUGCUGAGUCACCUGACGGGAGCACGGGCGAUACGGGUGCAUGGCCUUCUCCGGACGUUUGUGCGGCAGAAUGGAGCGAUCCGCGGGAUCCGCCGCGUCACCAGUGAUGACUUCUGUUUCUUCCAGAUGCUGAUGGGAGGGUCUGGUUCUGGACGAGGGACUGGGACUGGGUCAGGAGUGUGCUGCACUGUGACUCUGAACUUCAACAUGCCGGGGGCCUUUGUCCACGAGGUGAUGGUUGUUGGGUCAGCAGGGAGGCUGAUUGCCAGGGGGACAGAGCUGUAUGGGCAGCGAAAUGGAGGGAACGGGGAGGAGCUGCUGCUAGGGGACAGCGAAGGGACAGGACAAGAGGUCAAGGAUGUCCCCCUGCCACACCUGCGGGGGCUAGGCUCCAUGGUUAAGGCUCUAAAAGAUGCUUUCCAGGCACAGGAAGAGCGUCGGUCGUGGGUGCGGGGGCCAGUUGCCAUGGCGUCGACGUUUGAGGAUGGGCUGUACGUGCAGACGGUGGUGGAGGCAGUGAAACGGUCAAGCCGCAGCGGAGAGUGGGAAAGUGUGGAGGUCAUGACACAGGAACCAGAUCCCAACCAAAACCUCUGUGAGGCGCUGCAGAGAAACAAGAACUGAAUACUCGUUUAUAUAUACACACACUAAUAUAAAUGACCUUCAGACAGCCUGUCCUGAGGAGACUGUCCCCUAUCAACCACUACCCUGUGUCUGGCGUCCUCUUCCGUGCAUCAGGGCCACACUCAAAGCCACAGCAUCCUGUCCUGCAAGAACCCACAGCCAGGCAGACUGGUGGGCACACCUUCUACUUGAUGUGAACUCUUCUUCUCAGCAGAGUUUGUGUGUGCAUGCCUGUGUGCGUUUUUAAAAUUUUCCAGCCAAUCCGACCCUAGUUCCCCUUACCCACACACAUUCCUGUCAAAUCAGUGAACACCUUGGAGGAAGUGUUAAGUAUUCACACUACAGUUUCUCACUGUGCCUCACUACUUCUGCUGAUGUAAGAAAUGUUUGGAGUUGUUUACAUAUGUCACAGAUGAAAUGUAGGAUUAUCUCUUAUACAUGUGUAUUAUACACAAACUGUUACUUUUAAAGAGUAAWUUACUAACUCAAGAAUUUCAUAACAAAUCUAACUUUACUACUUCUCGUAGAGUUUACAAGAAGAUGCGUAUCAUCAGACUGCCAUCACAGCAGAGUUACUCAUAUGCAACCGCCCUUKACUUUCAGUUAUUAUUUGAUGUAUGUUUUUGUAUAUUUUAUUAUAUUGAUUGUUGAUCCCAUGUUCCAUAUCAGCAUCUCCUGCACUGCUAAAAUGCUACUACAACCUCUGUGCUGUGUACAAGCCUGUGAAUAGAAUGUGUCUGACUAUAUGGUGGAAAGACUACUGUAUUUAUUWCAUUUUUACUUUUGCGUUUUACUAAGAAAAUGCUAUGUUUUUUUAUUUAAGUAGUAUGUGUUCAGGAAGUGGAAAUUAGUCUAAGCUAUAAGAAGUUUGUUAAUGGAUAUUUAUAUUUUGUGUUUUUAAGUUAUCAUUUCAGUUUUACUUGGUGUUAUCACUGUUACACACAAUACCUGUGAUUUUGUUUUCAGUGGGGGGGACAGAGGCUGUGAAAACAUACUGUGCACUCAUGUUACUUCCCAAGUUAAUAAAUAUCUCAGUCUUA